AUGGCUGAUCCUUUCUCUGUUCUAGCAGGUGCAGCUGGACUAGCCGAUGUUUGUAUUCGGCUUGGAAAGUUCUUAAAAGAUGCCAACCAUGGGUUUCGAGUCGUGGAUCAAGAGUUGGAAGACCUUCUCAGAGAGAUCACUUCUUUACAAACAGUUAAUGCGUCCAUCGAUGAGCUACUUAGAAGGAGUUAUGCAGAUGGGUCCACUACCGCAACAAAUCUCAAUCUUCAGCAGAUUCUCGAUACAAACUGGCAAGCAACCAGUAGUACUUUGUCCAACUGCCAGCAAAUUGUGGAGCGAAUCGAGACAAUAUUGAAAGAAGUUGUAAAUUCUGGAAGUGGAAAACACAUCAAGCGUGAUCAAAUACGCAAGUGGCUGAAGCAACAAUCACGCGAGGAGGAGUUGGACACCCUACGGGGAAAACUCAGGCAAUAUCAGCUUGCAUUACAACUCAGUCUUUCAGCAGUCGGGAUAAUUGACUUUCGCACUUCGCAGCAAGCCUCCCGCAAUGCUCACUCGGACCUAUCCGCCUUCAUUCAGAAUCUUGGCGCUGGUUUGCAAACGAAGAUAGAAUCCCUGGAAAGCAUUGUGAAUCGAACGGCUGACAAAACUCUUAAUUCCGUGAUCGAAUCAGCGCAAGAAGUGAUGGCUUUGCCACAAGCACACACACAUUUCUUCACACCGCAAACCGUCAGCAGUAACUUUACUGGACGUGAGGAAGAGCUCAAGGUCUUGAAAGAUUAUCUUUCUCCCACUUCAGCUGCGAUUCCAAAUCAAGUACAGAAAAGAUUUGUAGUCUUUGGUCUUGCCGGCUCGGGCAAAACUCAAUUUUGCUGCAAGUUCGCGGCCGACAAUAAACAAAGCUUCUGGGGCGUAUCUUGGAUCAAUGCAGCCUCCAAGAAGCACGCAGAACAGUCGUUUUCAAUGAUUUCCACAAUUGGAAAGGUUGCGCCGAGUCAAACCGCUGUCAAAAGUUGGUUUUCGAGUCUUGGUCCAGAACGGCCAUGGCUGCUCAUCGUUGACAACGCGGACGACGAAAGUUUUCCUACCCAGGAUUGUUUUCCUGACAGCACUUCCGGUACUAUUCUCAUUACGACCAAGAACCCAAAGCUCAAGACACAAGGAACCGUUGGACCUCGUUAUUUUUUUUUUCAGGGACUGGACGAGCGGAACUCUGUUGAAUUGCUGUUGAAAACGGCGGACGAGCCAAAGCCAUGGAUAUCUACUUCUCGCCACUCGGCACAGGUCAUUGCUGAGGCACUGGGGUACCUACCUCUUGCACUUGUACAUGCGGGGACAACGAUUCUCGAAAACCUAUGCACGCUGGAAACAUACCUUGACUACUUCGACAAAACCUGGGAUCGAAUUCGCCACAUCAAGAGAUCGAAUGCCACCACCCCGAUUUCGGACAUAGAAGCAACCAUUUACAGCAGCUUUGAAAUUAUCUACGAUCACAUUGCAUCCAAAAAGACCGUGGCUUCUGAAGAUGCUCUAGAUCUACUGCGCAUGUUUUCUUUCUUAGAUCGUCAGCAAAUCAAGAUAGACAUAUUCUUGCGCGCAGUAUCGAAUCCAGGGUUGGAAGCGUCCGACGAAGAAAGGCAAGAGAAAGAAAGGAAAAUGUAUGGAGUAUUGAUUCCCCAGCUUACUCCCACGCAAAAGUUGAAGACACUUGUCCUACGCACUGUUGCCCUUCUUUCUGAGCUAAAUCAUCGCCCUGUCCUGCCAAAGAUAUUUUCCGAAUCGGAAAAUUACUUUGCAAUACGGUUGAAACAGGCACUCAGUGAACUAUGUCGUUUGUCACUAAUCUCGGCAAAUUCUUCCUCAGGUGAUUCCUACUCGAUGCAUGCGACAGUGCAUCUAUGGGCAAGGCAGAGGCCGGAAAUGACGCUUGUCGAGCAAGCGGUUUGGUGUCAUGACAGCAACCAUUCUCUCUAA
Cadophora gregata is the source of this 1935-nucleotide messenger RNA. RefSeq lists its product as uncharacterized. The transcript has 4 exons. Lineage: Eukaryota; Fungi; Ascomycota; Leotiomycetes; Helotiales; Ploettnerulaceae. The record is from RefSeq and is a predicted model, not a curated record. Bases 1 to 1935 code for a protein of 644 amino acids.